This is a messenger RNA of Phodopus roborovskii (desert hamster), 1033 nucleotides long. RefSeq names its product potassium channel tetramerization domain containing 8 (gene Kctd8). The record is from RefSeq and is a predicted model, not a curated record. Gene Ontology annotation, biological process: regulation of G protein-coupled receptor signaling pathway; protein homooligomerization. Lineage: Eukaryota; Metazoa; Chordata; Mammalia; Rodentia; Cricetidae. The transcript has a single exon. The coding region runs from base 5 to 1033 and encodes 342 amino acids. Gene Ontology annotation, molecular function: protein binding.
GAUCAUGGCUCUGAAGGACACUGGCAGCGGCAGUAGCACCAUCCUUCCCAUCAGCGAGAUGGUGUCUGCGUCCAGUUCUCCUGGUGCUCCUCUGGCCGCCGCCCCGGGGCCCUGCGCUCCGACGCUCUUCCCCGAGGUAGUGGAGCUGAAUGUUGGUGGUCAGGUCUAUGUGACCAAGCAUUCGACGUUGCUCAGCGUCCCGGACAGCACUCUGGCCAGCAUGUUCUCGCCCUCUAGUCCCCGGGGCGGCGCUCGGCGCCGGGGCGAGUUGCCCAGGGACAGCCGCGCGCGCUUCUUCAUCGACCGGGACGGCUUCCUCUUUAGGUACGUUCUUGAUUACCUGCGCGACAAGCAGCUGGCUCUGCCCGAGCACUUCCCUGAGAAGGAGCGGCUCCUGCGCGAGGCAGAGUUCUUUCAGCUCACUGACCUGGUCAAGCUGCUGUCGCCCAAGGUCACCAAGCAGAACUCACUCAACGAUGAGGGCUGCCAGAGCGACCUGGAGGAUAACGUUUCCCAGGGCAGCAGCGACGCACUGCUGCUGCGUGGGGCGGCGGCGGGCGGCGCGCCCUCGGGCUCUGGAGCGCACAAUGUCAGUGGCAGCAGCAGCGCUCCGGACAAGCGCUCUGGCUUCCUCACCCUGGGCUACCGUGGCUCCUACACGACUGUGCGCGACAACCAGGCAGAUGCCAAGUUCAGGCGUGUGGCGCGCAUCAUGGUGUGCGGGCGCAUAGCCUUGGCCAAAGAGGUCUUUGGGGACACUCUUAAUGAGAGUCGCGACCCGGACCGGCAGCCCGAGAAGUACACGUCCCGCUUCUACCUCAAGUUCACCUACUUGGAGCAGGCCUUCGAUCGACUGUCUGAGGCAGGCUUCCACAUGGUGGCUUGCAACUCCUCUGGCACCGCCGCCUUUGUCAACCAGUAUCGAGACGACAAGAUCUGGAGCAGUUAUACCGAGUACAUCUUCUUCAGUAAGUUAGCAACCUACCUACCUACCUAUGCAUCUCACAUCCUUUCUCCCGAGUCGCAGACUUGA